Molecule: messenger RNA, 1213 nt
Organism: Aquila chrysaetos chrysaetos
Lineage: Eukaryota; Metazoa; Chordata; Aves; Accipitriformes; Accipitridae
Gene: BTLA
Product: B and T lymphocyte associated
Exons: 8
Coding region: 269-1213 (314 amino acids)
Biological process (GO): immune response-regulating cell surface receptor signaling pathway
Cellular component (GO): plasma membrane
Molecular function (GO): signaling receptor activity
Source: RefSeq, a predicted model, not a curated record
GGGAUUGUUAAUCAUGUCAGUGGAUUGCUUUGUCCAGUAUCCUGUCCAUGAGUGACCAAGAAGAAGUGCUGCACGUUUGAAAUGCAAGAAGCUGUAGAAUGGCUGGACAGCAGAGACUGGAGGAUAGGCAAUCUGUAGCAGUUCUGCUUAAGUCAGAAGAACUAGAAAAGGGAAUCGGCUCAGACAUAUACCCAGGGUAAACCUAACAGGCCACCUGAACUGCGCUUUUUAAACCCGUGGAACCUCUUCUCUCUGCCAUCCCCAGAGAAUGAAGGGUCCUCCACUCAUGCUGAUAAAAACGAUCUUACUGUACAUCCUUCUAGUAAUGCUGGCUGAGAGCAACCAUCAAGUUCACGGAUUUGAUGCCACCAGUUGUGCAGUUGAAAUUCAAGUUAAAAGACACUCCCAGUACAAAAUUCAUGUCGGGAACUCUUUGACUAUAGGCUGCCCAGUUCGUUACUGCAAGGAAAAGCCAGUCAUGCACUGGUGCAAGAUGGAGGUGGAGAGGUGUGUGCAGCUGAAGGUGGGCAAAACAGAAUGGAAGUCCAACGUGUUUACUCUGGAGGUUUUCUCAAUUCAUCAGAAUGACAGUGGACUUUAUCGUUGUCGAGCAAUAGCGGACAAUUUGUCCAGUGAGAGCCAUGGAAUACAGGUUAUUGUUGAAGAAAAGUCUGCAAACAUUAUCACAAUUUCGCCAGAAAAUACCACUAGCAUCUCAGAAGAAUCCCAAGGAUCUGGAAACUACAAGAUAUUGCACAUUAUUUAUGCUUCAGCAUCCGUGGGUCUAUGUUGUCCAUUCAUUGUUGUAUGCAUGUUUUGGUGUCUAAGGAGGUACCAUGCAAGGCAAAAGAGAACUCCAUUAACCCAACAGAGAAAAGAAAGCCUGGUCAGAAGUCCAGCAGCUGCUGGGACAACUGAAGCUUCAGAAGAAAGCUGCUCACUUUACUAUUGCUCCAUGGCUAGCCCAAUGCAGGCCUUGCACGGCAACACAGUUUAUGACAACGAUGUCCCUCCCUGGAACGCUCAGAGGACAGCACCUAAUGCACCUCGCAAUGAUCCCGUUACUCCUUCCAUCCCAGUUUUACUUGAAAGCCCAGACGUCCUCACAUAUGCUGCACUAAAUCAUUCUGCUUCUGCAGAAAGAUGCCAGAGAAGGGAACUAACUGUAGAAAACGAAUUUACAGAAUAUGCCUCCAUUAAUGUAAAUAAAUAA